AUGUCUGUGCUACCGAUGUGUCUCUUGGCAACAUUUUUAUCGCUCUUGGGCACUUUUGUCCAGUCAGCGGAUGGCCUACGAGUCCUUUCCCUAACAAACGGCACCAGCGAUGUACAAUCAAAGGUGGAUGCCAUUAGAGUCAAGACUUUAGAACUGAACGAGCUCCUUUCGUCUGUGCAAAAAAGUCUUGAUUCUUGCCUUGAUGCAACGACAACAGAGAUCCAGUGCGCGUCUGGCUUUGAGAAGUUCCAACGCUCGUGCUACAAGUUUGUGAGAGAGGAGAAGACGUGGCAGCAGGCACAAAAUGACUGUCGUACCAUGGGGGCGAACCUGGUGUCCAUCAAGUCUUGGGAAGAACAGAAGUUCAUCCUGGACCACAUUGCCGCACACAAAGAUCUGUUCCCAAGUGCUCACGGGUUUCACGCUGGAGCAACAGACGCGGCAAUGGAAGGGAUAUGGCAAUGGGUUUCUGACGGAUCUUUGGUCCAAGGAUACUUAGGCUGGGACUUCUUUCAACGUUGGUAUCAGGAUGGUGGCACAAACCAGAACUGUCUGUUGCUGUAUGCUCCCCGCAAAUAUCUGUGGCAUGACGAGCCCUGCAGCUAUGAGGCACAUUCUAUUUGUGAAAUUGAAAAUUAAGCCCCUUGCCGUAUUAACAGUUUG
This is a messenger RNA of Lingula anatina, 663 nucleotides long. RefSeq names its product snaclec crotocetin-1-like. The record is from RefSeq and is a predicted model, not a curated record. NCBI's taxonomy places the organism in Eukaryota, Metazoa, Brachiopoda, Lingulata, Lingulida, Lingulidae.